Messenger RNA from Vigna umbellata (rice bean), 1031 nucleotides. Its product is annotated as (DL)-glycerol-3-phosphatase 2-like. Gene Ontology annotation, molecular function: sn-glycerol 3-phosphatase activity. Gene Ontology annotation, biological process: glycerol biosynthetic process. NCBI's taxonomy places the organism in Eukaryota, Viridiplantae, Streptophyta, Magnoliopsida, Fabales, Fabaceae. The record is from RefSeq and is a predicted model, not a curated record.
UUUGUAAUUGUAACCACAAAAAGAGUGGCAGAGUGAGAGAGAGAAGUGAUAUAGACUUGAUGGGUCCAGCGUAGUGGUGCAAAUUCGGUAUUAAUAGAUUCGGACCCUUCAAAUAUGCAGUUGUAGAUUUGAAAGAAAAAGGACGGGUUGCACACUUGAAUUCCUGCAGCUACCUCAAACCAUGGCCAACCCUGAUAAAUUCCUCUCAAUUACAAAGCCCAUCACCCACGUCAUUUUCGACAUGGAUGGUCUUUUGCUAGACACAGAGAAGUUCUGUAAUGAAGUUCAGGAGAUCAUACUUGGUAGAUACAACAAAAGCUUUGACUGGAACGUGAAAGUGAAGAUGUUGGGGAAGAAAGCAUUAGAGGCUGCAAGAAUCUUUGUUGGUGAAACAGGAAUUAGUGAAUUUCUCAGUGCUGAGCAGUUCCUGAUCGAUAGGGAAGACAUGCUGCAGGCUUUGUUUCCCAAAAGUGAGCUUAUGCCAGGUGCUGGUCGUCUAAUGAGGCAUUUACAUGCCAAAGGAAUUCCAAUUUGCUUAGCAACAAGUUCUCACAAGCGACACUUUGAAGUAAAAACUCAAAGACAUCGUGAACUGUUUUCUUUGUUGCAUCAUGUUGUUCUUGGCGAUGACUUUGAAGUUAAGCAUGGCAAGCCUUCCCCAGAUAUAUUUCUUGAAGCAGCCAAGAGAUUUGAGGAUGGACAGAUAGAUCCUUGUAACAUUCUCGUUUUUGAAGAUUCACCCUCGGGAGUUCUUGCAGCUAAGAGAGCAGGAAUGUCUGUUGUUAUGGUCCCUGAUCCAAGGCUGGAUAAAGGUUUUCAGAAGUUACCUGAUAAAGUUUUGAACUCACUGUUGGACUUCGACCCUGUGGAGUGGGGUUUGCCUCCUUUUUGAAGAUACCAAUGGGAGAUGGAUGAACUUGGAGUUCUGUUACUGUUUUGCUUCAGUCACAAAGUUUCAUAUAGUUUUUAUAACUGCUUUUAUGAGUUAAUCAUAAUCUGUUCUUGUUGAAUAAUUGGACCCCGUUUGACUA